CACGUGGCCAUAUUGGCGCUGGUGGUGGUGGCGGGCGGGCGUCUCCGCUCACAUGACCCCGUGUUGUGUCCGCGUGAUCAACGCCGCGAGGAGGAACGCGAUUCAAAAGCCCGGCCCGGGCCGGGGCCGCGCGGGACGGGGCCGCCUACCCCCGUGGCUCGCCGCUAACAACAACAACGCCGCCGCUGCCGCCUCCUCCUCCUCCUCUCUUCCACCGCCUCUGUGACCGCGACCAGCGGCAGUCCUUCUUCUCCCCUCCAAGCAUCCCCGACCACCAGCCUUCUCACCGAGCUUGGCGCGACAGACGCGCGCCGCGGUGCUGGCUUGCGCGUUAGCCCGCGUGCGCUUCUCUCUACCCCCGACCCCGACCCACGGACUCGGCCUCACCUUGCUCCCGUCUCACCUGGCCUCGUCUUACCCCCGACCUGGCCCUCUUUUUACCCUCACCUCGGCUUCCCCUUUCCCCCCCCUGAUUGCCCGUCGCCGGCUUUCACCUGACCUGCCUUGAGGGAUUACAUUUGGCCUGACAUAAUUUACCCAGUGACCUAAUUUACUCCGGCCUCGUUCGCUUUGUGACGUUUGUGCUUUGCUGUCUGACCUCCUCCCCCCCCACAACCACCCCUGCUAACCUUGUUCUGCUCGACACAGUCUCGGCUGCUGUGACCCUGUCAAGUCACCCUUGCCCGCCGCUACUUACCCCUGACUAACCUCAACCCGCUCUAUUUUUUCUUACCCCGCUCUCCCUUCCCCCCCCCACCAAACCUAUAAGCUCUAUAAAUUUACCCCACUGUAACCCUAUCCCCGUUCUUCGCCGUCCUUUAAAACGCCAAUCCCGAACCCGACGUCGCCCGUCGCGACUCGGGCCUUGCCCGGCCCCGACUCGCGCGGCCCCGACUCGGCUACCGGCCGCCUGCCCGGCCCGGGACCUUCUCCCCUAGCCCGCCUCAGGGCCACCAAAUUCGUCGCUACCCGCACCGUCACCUCGACCCGGACCUCGGGAGUACUUUACUCGGGGCCCUCCUGUCAGCAGGGCCCAACCCGCAGCACCGGCCUCGCCUGGACGCCCUACCCGGCACACGCGGGCUACGUGCCCGGCUUGUCUACCCCCUACCCUUACACCUCUCGCUAUCACAACAACAAAAAACUCCUCCAACCCUCCCUUAACCGACCCUAACCGGGCCCGGCGCGGCCCGGCGCCGUUAGACCGGGCCUUCUCCUUUUCAAAGUCGAUAUUUGCCGGGGCUCCGGAGCCGCAUGGAGAUGUUGGAGCAAGGCAUGGAGGCGAGCGGUCAGGAGAAAAGUCACGACGGAGACGAAGGAUCUUUGCAAAUGCAGGAGGGAGACGGAUCGGGCGCCGACGAUCAUACGGCUGUGGCGAUCGCGAGUGUGCAACAGGCCACUGCGUUCAACGACCCCAGCAUACAGUACCAGUUCCGCACUGAGAGCAGCGAUGGCCAGGUGACGUACCGUGUGGUGCAGGUAGACAGCCAAGGGGAGGGCCAGACGACGGCCGUGAUCCAGAGUCCCUUCGGUGGAGCCGGCAGCCCAGCCUCCGAUGGCCAAUUCUACGUGAUGAUGGCACCGCAGGAUGUUCUGCAGGGAGGGGCUCAAAGACCCAUCGCUCCCCGUACUCACCCAUACACCCCGAAGCUCGAGGGGCCACGCACACCCAGGGAUGAGCGGCGGCGAGCGCAACACAAUGAAGUGGAGAGGCGAAGAAGAGACAAAAUCAAUAACUGGAUCGUAGAACUUUCCAAGUACAUCCCUGAUUGCGCCAAUGACCACACGAAGUCCGUACAGAGCAAGGGUGGAGUCCUGUCAAAGGCGUGCGAGUACAUACAAGAGCUGCGGCAGACGAACCAGCGCAUGGAGGAGGAGCUCAAGGAGGCCGAGAGGACUCAGUUGGAGCACGAGCUGCUGAUGCAACAGUUCGAGGAGCUGAAGAAUGAGAGCGCCUUGCUACGAACCCAGCUGCAGCAGCACGGCAUCGAGGUGGUGGGCUCUGUGCCAGGGCAGUGAUGCGCACAGCCAGCCCCAGCCUGCGGUCCAUCCAGUCGCAUCCCGUGGGCCUACCCUGCGGAAGCAGCAUAGGAGAAGCGCAAGCUGCCCCCUGAAUUGUACAACAGCUCAAGGGGAAGACUUUCUUUCGUGCGCCGUUUGUCCUCUAACUCGGGCGAGGGCUCCUCGGGCCUUGCUGGUGGAUCACGGAUGUCCAGAACGUCCCAACACCAUUCUUCUUCUGCAUCGUCGUGUUCUGCCAUGCUGCGACGCAAUUUGCGUGGAUAUCCUUAAAACAUUUUUUUGAGUUCUUUUUUUUUCAAAGAUUUCAUUUAAAGAUGUUAAGGGUUCAGCGGAAGGUGGUUCAGAGACGCAAGCAUUUGUUGGGCAUCCUGUGCACUGACAGUGAUGGGCGGAGGCUGGUAAUUAUAUAUUGUCAAUGAAAUUUUUUAAAGUAGCUUGUAUUUUUUGCUUUAUUGUGGAAUAUUUUAAGUCCAUAUCUGUUUAAGAUGUGUUUAUUUUUUAUUUUAUAUUGUAAAAGUAGUUUCCAGUCACAAUUGGAAUUAUUAAUGACCUUUCACACUCGUACAUUAAUUUCAUUUUCUCCGUUGAAUAUAAUAUGUAGUCUCGUCUUACUUCAGGUUUAUUUACCGAGAUUAGCCCAGUUGGCUUGCGUACGGUGCGAAAUAAGUUCGACAUACAUAACACACGUGCAUUUCGCACUUUGUAUUAACUGAGCGUGGUUGUGUACAAAGGAUUGACAAAUGCCUUUUUUUUUCCUUCUGAAGGAUGUAUGCUUGCAUGCCCUGCGUUUGCUAAAACAAAUUACACUUGUUCCAUGUUCAAUUAGCAUUGCUUUAAUAAAAUAAAAUAUAUAUAUAAUACUUUUUGAACAUGUUCUUGUGUCUAAAUUGAUUUCUGUAGCCCACCCCCAUGUGAGUCAAUUGAAGAGGCACCGACACAAUCCACAAGGGCAGGCCAUGCUCACCCUGCUUUAGCCCAAAUCUCAAAAUGAAAAAAUUAAUGGCUGUGCUGUAAAAAUCCCCAUUUUAAAACAUUUGUUUGUCAAAGUCUGCCUUCCAAACACGAUCGCGAGACACCACGUGGUUGAAUAAAAGCGUUCAGCAGUACUGGA
Molecule: messenger RNA, 3133 nt
Organism: Petromyzon marinus (sea lamprey)
Lineage: Eukaryota; Metazoa; Chordata; Hyperoartia; Petromyzontiformes; Petromyzontidae
Gene: USF2
Product: upstream transcription factor 2, c-fos interacting
Biological process (GO): regulation of transcription by RNA polymerase II
Molecular function (GO): DNA-binding transcription factor activity, RNA polymerase II-specific; protein dimerization activity; RNA polymerase II cis-regulatory region sequence-specific DNA binding
Source: RefSeq, a predicted model, not a curated record